This is a messenger RNA of Cyclopterus lumpus (lumpfish), 5612 nucleotides long. RefSeq names its product lysine methyltransferase 5B (gene kmt5b). Bases 1792 to 4428 code for a protein of 878 amino acids. The transcript is spliced from 10 exons. Gene Ontology annotation, molecular function: protein binding; histone H4K20 methyltransferase activity. NCBI's taxonomy places the organism in Eukaryota, Metazoa, Chordata, Actinopteri, Perciformes, Cyclopteridae. Gene Ontology annotation, cellular component: nucleus. The record is from RefSeq and is a predicted model, not a curated record.
CCUACCGGGGGUUACCGUCGAGGGUUUUUAUAUCCACGUUAUGUUGGUUAAGAGGGAGAAAAGGUGACGUUUUGUUAUCACCGACCGUCUGUUGUUGACUGCGAGCUGAAGGGAGCUAAGCUAGCUUGCUGAAGUUUAAGUUUGCAGAGCUACAGACGCGGUAUUAAUGCAUUUAUAUUCAGUUUGUGCUUUUACUACAAGAUGGACGAGUACAUGGUGCGUUCAGGGGGGAGGUUAUCAGCCGGACAUCGGCAUGCAUCAUGGGACAUUUCGAUGUCGCCUGAGAGGCUGUGGAGUGGAUGUGUUUUCGGUGUGAUAUCGUUAAAUAUCAACCAGCCUUGGGUGCCGUGUCUGGUCCCCGGUCUUUGUGUGAGUCUUUAGUGGGAGCACCGGUUAUAACUGGUGGUGGUGGCGGUGUGUUUUUUUGUGUAAAACAUCGGUAACUCGGGCCGGAGUCGAUUAGCUCCGUGCUAACGGGAGGAGGAGCACACGGGCGGAGACACACACACAUACACGCACACACACACACACACACACACAUACGACAGUUAGCAAACAAUGCAAAGGCUUUUAUUGAUAACACUCUUCACACGAGCUCGGCCUCAGCUGUCCGCGUGCGUGUGCGUGUGGCCUUCCGGGUUCCCACCUGCCUUCCCUUUUUUUCAUUUUUUUUUUUUCAAAUAGUUAUUUUAUUGUGUCUGUAACGUUGGCUGUUUUUUUUCUUUUUUUUGUAUGCAUCGAUUAUAAAUGAGAUGAUGCUCCUUGCGACGGAAUUGCGCAUUUGGAAGCCACGUUUACUUGCGUGGUAGAAGUAUACACAUUUUAUGAUGCGAUCGCAGUUUUUCUGAAUACAUGUACAUGCGUAAAUAUGCAUAUAUGUGGCCCAUAAAUUAACAUAAAGGCGAUAAUUUGUGUGUGUGAUGGCACCAAAGACGUUGCUGUUGCACUUGACAGUAAGCCAGUGCGUUAUUCGGGGUUACCGCUAGGCGGCGCUGCAGGAUUAUUUUAAACUUGUUUUCCUCGACACUGAUUUCCUGUCUGUCUCCACAGGAGUGUUGACAACUUUCCCUCGAGCAGAAGUAGUAGUACCACUGUUUAAAAUAAAUUGAUUAUUUAUGUUUUUCGUCAUUUUAAUGUCGCAUCUUGUAACGGUGGAGCUAGUUUAAGUUACUUUAUUCUGCCUGUAUGACAAUUUAUUAGUGUAUUAAUAUUUGGGAAUCGUUCAUCUAAAUCUUGCAAAGUAGUUUAAGCUUUAACAUAAAUGUUGUGGAGUAAAAAACAGAACAAUACAAUAGUUUCCCCAUAGAUGUAUUGAAGUAUGAAUGUAGAGAACUCCAUGCACAAUGGUACAUGGUUACAUUCCAGCACUGCUUAUGAUUAUUUAAUGGUUUCACUGGGUUAUGGCUGUGACUGACUGGGACCGCAAGAACUCUGGUCCACGUCGUUUUGUUUUGAGUUCAGAAUCCGGUUUGUUGUCGAGUAGGAACACGCCUGGUUGUUUUGGUGCAUAACAAUAAACAGUAAGAGAAAGGAAAAAGAUUUUAAAGGCAAUACCGCAAAACCUGAGGAACAAGUAUAAACAAUAUAUUUUUUCCAAAUGAGAGAGCUGCUCCAGUUUAAUGCAGAAUGUGUACAAUAUUAUCCAGAGAAUGUGUAAAAGUUCACAGAAGUAUGGAGAUGUGCCAUGUACACAGAUAAUAAUGUUUCAAACUCUAGACCCCAGUCUUCCCCACUCGAGAGUGUUCGUUCAUCUCGGAGACUAAAUGCAACGGGACCAGGGGGCUUGCGGGCAUGAAGUGGCUGGGCGAAUCCAAGAACAUGGUAUUAAAUGGCAGACGACACGGAAACAAGUUGACCAGCGAGCAACACGUGAGCCAGACUCGCUCUCAGCACUCACAGCGGGCGUCCCUGCGCCACAACAAAAACAGAAGUCGACGAUGUAGCCGCCGGUUCAUCGCGGCCAGUCUGGAGGCAGAGAGGCGCUAUGUGCCCUCCUCGGGAAUGACCGCCAAGGAGUUGUGUGAGCACGACGACCUGACCACGGGCCUCAUCCUGGAUCAAUACCUGGGCUUUCAAACUCACAAAAUGAACACCAGAUUUCGACCGAUUAAGGGACGACAAGAAGAGCUGAAGGAGAUCAUCGAGCGCUUCAAGAAGCACGACAACUUGGAGAAAGCGUUCAGAGCUUUGACGACGGGAGACUGGUCCCGAAAUCUGUUUCUCCACAAGACGAAAGCUCAAGAAAAGCUCUUCAAGCAACAUGUAUUUGUGUAUCUGCGGAUGUUUGCCACAGACAGCGGGUUUGAGAUUCUCCCUUGUAAUCGCUAUUCGUCAGAGCAAAACGGAGCUAAAAUUGUGGCGACGAAGGAAUGGAAAAGAAAUGACAAGAUCGAGUACCUGGUGGGAUGCAUCGCUGAGCUUUCAGAGAGCGAGGAGAACAUGCUGCUCCGGCACGGCGAGAACGACUUCAGCGUCAUGUACUCGACCCGCAAGAACUGUGCGCAGCUCUGGCUGGGCCCGGCUGCGUUCAUCAAUCACGAUUGUCGACCAAACUGCAAGUUUGUGUCGACAGGACGGGACACGGCCUGCGUGAAGGUUUUGAGGGACAUUGAACCGGGAGAGGAAAUCUCGUGUUACUACGGCGACGGGUUUUUUGGGGAAAACAAUGAAUUUUGUGAAUGCUAUACGUGUGAACGACGGGGCACCGGUGCUUUCAAAUCCAAAGCCGGGCUGCCGGUGGAAGUGCCGGUGAUCAACAGCAAGUACGGGUUGCGGGAGACGGACAAGCGGCUCAACCGGCUGAAGAAGCUGGGCGAAGGCAACCGGAGCUCAGACAGUCACUCCGUCGGCUCCCACACCGACGUGGACUCUCAGGAAAUGCCAAAAACACAUCAAUCUGCCAGAAAAAGAACAUCGUCUUCUGGCCUGAAGUAUAAAAACAGGACUCAAUCCAGGCAGACUUUGUCGAGAGCCCUUACUACCUCAUGUUCAAAACAAGGUCGUGUGAACAAUAACAGGGUACCAAAGAGACUAACAUCCCCAUCAAAGCCUUCGCUGAGCAAAGUCCAGCUGCGGAGUCGCAGGGGCGGCGGGGCGGAGCCCGAGGCGUCGGCCAAAGGCGAGGCCUGCCAGCUGGGUCUCAGGGACCCCAAGGUGUCGCUGUGUAAAGGCGUCGCCGUGAAGAAGGAGAAGGACGGACAGGAGCUGAUGCAGCAGACGUUGGGCCAGCGGGGCUGCCUCACCCGUCACGCCGCCAAGGAGAAUGGCAAUCUACCGCACGGGCCGGGCAGCGAGGGCAGCCAGUGUUCCACGUACAGAACUCGCAGGUCCACGCGGACCCUCGUUAAGGCCCAGGAAACGGCCGCCGGCGUUAAGCUGGAGCCCAGCGCCAUGGACGGCUUGAGCCCAGUCCCCGGCGGAGUGGUCAUCAAGACGGAGCCGGCCGACCUGGAGGAGUACCUCGGCCACGGGGUCGACCUGGAGCAGCCGGCGUUGGACGCCGGCUACGCCAGGAGGGGCUCGUGCUCCAGGCGGAAGCGGCCGACGCGGCUCCGGGCCGAGCGGACGAUCAAAUGCGAGGGCUCGUACGGCGAGCCGUUCGCGCCAACUUCUCCGCCGCCGACCAACUUCUCCGACUGCGGGAACGUGCUGCUGAGCUUCAACGACCGGCACCGGGACUACAACGGGGUCUCCAACGGCGGCAAGUCCCUCCGCAGGGACAAGGGCAAGAGCGGCUGCCGGUCGCAGGACAAAGUGAAGAAGAAGCGCCAGAUCACGCGCUACGACGCCCAGCUGAUCCUGGAGAACAACACGGGCAUCCCCAAGCUGACGCUCCGCCGGCGGAGGGACAGCAGCAGCAGCAAGACCAACGACGCCGGCGACCCCGUGGGCUCCUCCAACCUCUCCGCCUCCGCGGUCAACUCGGCCUCUUCCAGCAAAAUCAGCAUCAAGUUCAGCAAGGACCACGACAAGGACAAGGCCGGCUCGUACAUCGCCAAGCUGAACAACGGCUUUUCCCCGACGGUCCACGGCGGCUCCGCCAAGCUGAAGAUCCAGCUGAAGAGGGAGGACGACGCGCGCAGGGUCUCCCAGUCCAAGGUGGACCAGGUGUCCUAUCGCGGGGGGGACACGGGCCAGAGCCUGGAGGCCAGGAACGGCGGACAUCGGACCCAAAAGGUCCUGGCCGAGCCGUCCUCGUCGUCGUCCUCGUCGUCGUCCUCCUCGUCCUCUUCGUCCUCGUCGUCGGACGAGGACGAAGAGGACGAGGAGGACGACGACGAGGACGACUACUUCGACAACGAGUUCGAGGACGAUUUCAUUCCACUUCCUCCGGCGAAGCGCCUCCGACUCAUCGUGGGCAAAGACUCCAUAGACAUCGAUAUCUCCUCCAGGAGGAGAGAGGAUCAGUCUCUGAGGCUCAAUGCAUAAGCUGUGGAGCUCAUCACUCCCCCCCCACCCUCCCCCUACCCAUGUAAAUAUACAGAUGACUCGCUAAUCAACUGUCGUGUUGAUGUAAAAGAAGUAAUUUAAAAACUAAAAAAAAUGCUGAAAAAUUCUGAAUGAAGGUGCUGUUGACUUAAAACAAAUAACUGUUGUUCACUUAUGUUUCCUUAUUGUGGGAAAAACAAAACAACAUUAUUUAAGCUUAAUUACCCGUUUAAUCCUGCGCACUAUUCUGACUUUCCUCUUUAUAGUUUCUGAAUAAUCUGACAAAGUGGACUAACGGGUAUUUGUUGUAAGUUCAACUCUUCCUUUAAGUGAAUGCACUUGUUAUAUUCAUAAUGGACAUGGAUAUAUUGUAGAAAGUGUACAGUAUGGUGACUAUCCCCUCUGUCUCAUAGGCAGGUUUUUAUGGAACUUUUGGAUUUCUGUCUUUUUUUUUUUUUUUAGUUUGUAAUUAUUUUAAUUUUAUUUUUUUUUCUUCUUUUUUUGCGUGGCGACCCACCCCCCACCCCCGGGUGCUGUUGGUCCGGAAGGCAUUAAUGAGAUCAGUCGGUUUCAGUUCAUUUGGAUCCAGGGUGCCAUGUUGCCAUUAUCCUGGUAAAAGAAACCACUUUUUUAUUUUAUUUCAGUAAUUCAUUAAUUAUCAACAUUAUUUACUGUGUAAGUUAAUCACCCUGUUGAGUCCAAUCAUGCAAUGUUUAUUACCACCCCCCCCCCCCCCCAAAUCAUAUUGUUCAUCAUAGAAAGAGCUGCAGUUUAGUUUUUUAUUCGUGUGUGUGUGUGUGUGUGUGUGUGUGUGUGUGUGUGUGUGUGUGUUUAUCAUGUGCUGCAGACCACUGACACGACGUCCACACAUGGUUUGCAUCAACGAUACAGCGCCAUCGAUAUGAUGGAGUUGCACAACAUUUUUAGUUUAUUUUGUCCCCCCUCCCCCCCCCCCUCCAGAGAGCGCUGUAAAUAAAUUACGUUAAUUAAGCUGCAGAGUUCCAAGAAAAAUAAAAAGCACACAUGGUUUAUUACUGUGUAAUGGUGACAUGGCACGCGUCAGACAUGAAGGCUACCUAUUUUAUUUUAUUUUUUAACCUGUAAUGUACAGAAAGGCCGACUCGCGUCCCUCAACCGAACAUCUAGUUUUCCUCUUAAAAGUCCAGUCUUACUUUUUUUUUUUU